GUUUCAAUAAAAAAAAAGAAUCAACUUAUUGUCUAUACUAUAAGUAAAAGGCAUAAAAAUGACAAUUUAAAUUCAGUACAAAGACUAACGAGAUCGUAGUUUCUGGGUUCGAGUCCCUCGUACGGGAGGAAUUCCACACUAGAACGAAACGACCAUCUAGUGUUUCUAAGUUUUCAAUGGUGGUCUAGCUUAGAUUGACUCAUUAAUUCAAUUGUAAAACUACAGUGAUCUCCACAAAUCCCUUUAUUGAUAAUGUCUAAAAUUCUCAGAUCCUAAUUAUGUAGGUUAUAUGAGAUUUUUGUAAAGAAAAAAAAUAACACAGAGACGAACUUUUCUCUUUUUUUUAGGCAGCAUUUAAUAAGCUUAUAACUUAAUGAUGAUAGAAAGAUAUAAGAUUUCAAUCAACUAACUUCUUGAAAAAUCAUAAAGCCAUGAAUAUUCAUUUAUUAAUCUUAAAACGAUAUACAAAAUUUCUAAAUAAAAAAACCUCAUUUACACAAUAAACAAAAAGUUACAAAAGUGUUUCAUUUAACUUCAGGUAAAAAGAAAAAAAAACAUUUGACCUGGAAAAUUACUCAGAAAAAACAAAGUUUCAUUGACCUAUUUUUUAAUAAAACGUGAACAAUGUGAAUAGUUUUUGGUAGUAAGUUUUGAUACUGACUAAAUGAAUAUUACAUUGUCCUGAGAGAGAGAAAAAAAAGAAAAUAAAGAGUUGAUCCACUUAAGUAAUUUGUUCGUUAAUAUUAAAAAAAAUUAUUGAUUUAAAUAGUAUGACGCUUCAGGCACCCAAAAAGCGAGUUUAUAAUACGUUACCAUUCUGAGGCGACACAAAUAGUCUCAUGUUGAAACGGAGACUUAAAUUAGCUAUCAACUGGACAUUUUAUGCAGCCCAACUUGUCAUUAUCGAAAAGAGAAGGUCAGGUCCACCUGAGCUACAAAUCUUCUCCACCAUCUCAAAAGAGAAGGUCUAUGUUUCAACAAAAGCCCAAACAGCACGAAAGCGAUUGUGUCUAUCAAUUUACAUGUAUGUGUGGAAACAUGUACAUAGGGAGGAGCAAUCGUGAUUUGCAAUUAAGGGUGAGUGAACACAUACCGAAAUGUUUGCAGAAACAAAUGGAUUCCAAUAGUCAAAUAAGAUCACAGGAUAGACAGAUAUCAUCCUCCAUUGAGAAACAUUUAAUUGAGACGGAUCAUAAAGUUGACGUCAAAUCAGCAUCUGUAGUGUUAUACAAAAGCCUUCAAGGACGUAUACUAAAGUUUAUUGAAGCCUUGGCUAUACGGAAAUUGAAACCCCCAUAUAUGUGUGAUCAGAUUGUUCGAAAUGUAUUGCGCAAAUAUAUCACAUAAUUCUGAUAAACUUCAUCUUCUCAUUGUAU
Messenger RNA from Schistosoma haematobium, 1376 nucleotides. RefSeq lists its product as uncharacterized. NCBI's taxonomy places the organism in Eukaryota, Metazoa, Platyhelminthes, Trematoda, Strigeidida, Schistosomatidae. The transcript has a single exon. The record is from RefSeq and is a predicted model, not a curated record. Bases 883 to 1347 code for a protein of 154 amino acids.